CUCAGUCAAGUUGUGUAUGUCCUGUGUGCGCUUCACCUUAACGACAAAUCAACGAAAAUCAGCCGAUAAACCGACAGCCAAAAUUUUAAUUUAGCCAAGCACACAUGCGUUCACCCACACACACACACACAAACACCCGCACACUAUACACACUUCUAUAAUCAGUGCAUGGCCAGGCCAGUCUAUGGCGCUUGCAAUCUAAUAAACGUGGCCAAACAAACAAACUGCAUUAACUACCUGCCCCAGAGGCAAUCGACAGACGCCGUUGUGCCGCAACAAACGUCAUAAUAAACACAGAUCCACAGAGAGAGAGAGAAAGAGAGAGAGAGAGAGUGAGCGCAACAGAGGCAUAGAGAGCGACACAGCAGAGUGAGUGAAUGUGAGUGAGAGGGAGAGAGUGGGAGAGCGUGUCAGUCUGACCAUAUGCGUGUGAGUGAUUUCUGACUGUACUUUGGCGCCCAAAUUAUCAAACGGUAUAAUAACGAAACCAAUUAACGCAAACCAAAACCAAUCAAUGAUCUAAACCAAAGAAUUUACAAUUCAAGCGCAAAACUCGUUGAUUCGAUUAGCGUUCAAAUUUUACAUAGUAAAAGCUGCAAACUAAAUUAAAUAAAUCUAAACAAGCAAUUUCGACAGUGAUGUGUUUAUAUAAAAGUCAGUCCUUCCUCCUUGAUUAGACGGCAAUGUAAUAAGCUUCGGUGCUUUGUGAAUUUUUGGUGCAAAAACUAAAUACAAACGCUAAGCAACAGUAUUUUUGCUCAACAUUAAUAUAACACUAAGCAUAAUAUACUAGAAACUCUAUGCAAAAUCUAUCUAGCAGUGAUUAAAUGUUGCAUUUUUAAGUCGAAGGAAAACCAAAAAAAAAAAAAAAAAAAAACAAAAGGAAAACAGAAAGCCACAAGAACGCAGCGAGCUUAAGCCAACAAAAAAAGUAAAUAAAUAAAAAUAAAAAUAAAAAUAAAAAGUAGUACGAUUAGUAAAAGACACCACCAAUUUAAUUUGAAAAGAAACUACAACAAAAAAUAAAUAAAAAAAAAGAAAAGAAGAAAAAAACAAAAACGAUUAGCCAAAAAUCAAAUAGAUGUCCGUGUGCAUUAUAUUUUGAUCGUAUAUGAACAGUAUAUUGUACAUAUAGCAAGUAUAUAUAUCAAAUAUAUAUAUAUAUUUACAACUUUAGCCAUAAAUCGCAGCUAAAAGACAAACAGUUAAAUAACAAGAAUAGAGAAAAUAAAGACCGCCAAUCGGUCAACAUCUCGAAGAUAAUUAACAAUAUAAAAGACAGAGCACAGAGCCGCAUAAUAUAAAGCGAAAGCAAACACAAACACAGAAACAAACACAAAAACAAAACAACAAAUAAUAAUGGAGGACAAUAACACAAGCAGCAGUGCGAGCGGUGCGCCCAUCAAACUGGAGGAUCCAUCGGUGACACUCACAAUAAGGCUGAUUAUGCAAGGAAAGGAAGUUGGUAGUAUUAUUGGUAAAAAGGGUGAAAUUGUCAACAGAUUUCGUGAAGAGUCUGGUGCCAAAAUUAACAUUUCGGAUGGCUCAUGCCCGGAACGCAUUGUAACGGUAUCUGGCACAACAAAUGCAAUCUUCUCGGCAUUUACGCUAAUUACAAAGAAAUUUGAAGAGUGGUGCUCGCAGUUCAAUGAUGUUGGCAAAGUUGGUAAAACUCAAAUACCCAUUCGAUUGAUUGUGCCCGCCAGUCAAUGUGGAUCGUUAAUUGGAAAGAGUGGCUCAAAGAUUAAGGAAAUACGCCAAACCACAGGCUGCUCCAUACAGGUGGCCAGCGAAAUGUUGCCAAACUCCACGGAGCGUGCGGUUACUUUGAGUGGCAGCGCUGAGCAGAUUACCCAAUGCAUCUAUCAGAUAUGUCUUGUCAUGUUGGAGUCCCCGCCACGCGGUGCUACCAUACCGUAUCGACCAAAGCCGCAAGUAACUGGACCAGUUAUCUUGGCCAACGGACAGGCCUUUACCAUACAGGGCAAUUAUGCGGUGCCCACACAAGAGACCUGUCCAGUAUUUCCACUUGCUUUGGCUACCGGUGGUCUACACGCUGGUAUUUCAGGCUUAGCGGAUCCUUUGUUAAAGGGGGCACAUUUACCAGGAGCGGUACCAGCACACCACCAUCACCUACAGCAAAUGCCCGAUGUUGCCAAGAAUCCUUUGGCCAGUUUGGCUGCCUUGGGCCUGGCCGGCAUGACGCCCGCCAGCACCGCUGGCAUAAAUCACACAGCUCUGGCUGCCUUGGCUGGCUCACAGCUGCGUACGGCCAAUGCGAAUCGGGCACAGCAGCAGCAGCAUGAGAUGACAGUUUCGAAUGAUUUGAUUGGCUGCAUCAUCGGCAAGGGCGGCACCAAAAUCGCUGAAAUACGUCAGAUCUCCGGCGCAAUGAUACGCAUCUCCAACUGUGAGGAGCGCGAGGGCGGCAAUACCGAUCGCACCAUAACCAUAAGCGGUAAUCCGGACUCUGUGGCAUUGGCCCAAUACUUAAUCAACAUGAGCGUUGAACUGCAGAAGGCCAAUCUUCAGGAUCAGGCAGCACAGAAUGGCACUGGUGGCCUGGCGGCAGCUGUUGGUGGUGUUGCCGCUGCUGGUGCUGGUGUCGCAACUGCAGCAGCAACGACAACAACAGCAGCAGCGGCGGCAGCAGCAGCAGCAGCAGCAGCAGCAGCAGCCGUUGCUGGCGGUGUCAAUGGCAACAGUUGUUUGUCGCUCAACAACAACAACAGCAAUGGCAACGGCAAUGGCAAUGGCAACGGCACUGCCAGCAGCAACAAUAGCAACAGCUCGGCCAGCAGCAAUGGCAGCAGCAGCGCCUCCAAUUAUGCCACGAAUGGCACACAGAACAGCAACAGCAACAACAACAACAACAGCGCAACUCUGGGCUUGAACACGACAGCGGCAGCAGCAGCUGCCCUAGGCGGCAGCCCAUUGGCCUCCGCCUUGCAGCUGCUGAGCAAACCGGGCGCACUCACCGCCCUCUCCAAUCUCAGCGCUCUGGAUCUGCUCAGCCUCAGCUCGCUGGGCAGCAACGGCAAUAGCACGCCCGGCGGUCCGCCGGUACAGACCACGGGCGUGAACCGGGCCAAGGGUCACUAUGCGACCUCGCGCUUCAGGCAGCAUCAGGCCGAGGCGGGCGUUGAAUCGGAAAAGGCGCGCAACAAGUUUAAUCCCUACUAGGGGUAGGCCAACUAGUCGACCAGCCCGAAAAAGUAGACAGCCCCCAAAUAAGUAAAGGAAUCAUUUGCUAAUUUAGUACGAGUUAGUUGUAGCUUCUUCUAGUUCUUAACACGUUUAUCAUAGCGUUGCGACAGCUUUAGAGUUAAUGGAUUCUCGAAGAAUUUUACUCUAGUAAUACCGAUUUCAAACUAAUGUAAAAAAAUGUGUAAAACUAUUUGCAAUUCGAAGACAAUUUUGAUAUAAGCUAGUUGAGAGCCCCAUUGCAACAGUAUCCAAAUUAGUUCAUAGUUCUGGCAAUAGUGCUUAGAUGUCAUAGAUUGUCAUAUAUUUAUCAAUGUUUUUUGAAAACAAACGAAAAUGGAAAACAAAUAUUAUGCAUAGAAUAGCUGUCACAUAUGACAGCUAUAUACCUUUACUUAUGUAUAAAAAUAUAUAUAUACAUAUAUAUAUUAUAAAUAUACCCAUUUUGGAUCGGAUCAAGCCCUUGAACAAAUUUGUGUAUCGAAUAUAGUAAAGGAAAUGAAACAAGAAACAAAUCAUGAAACUAGCCCCAAGUAUUGUAAUCAAAACUUUGACCAAGUGAAAUGCGUAAUGCUGCGUAAGGACCCUUCUUCUAGUAGAUGUUAUAACUAGUUCUUUGACCCUAUUCCCGUUCUAUAUAUCUAGUUACAUCAAGCAUACGAACGUACAUAAUAGAAUUUGCCAAAUUUUUUAAGCACAUACUUAGACAGAGUUGGUGACAGAGGCCGAGUUAAUAGUUUGUGAAUCGCUGACUAUCGAAUAUCGAUAACAGGUGUAGCAGUAUACAUGCACAUACAUAUAUAUUUUCCAAAACCUUUCCUCUUAUAAUGCACUCACUGUAACAUAUAUCAAAUGUCAUAUAAUCCCCAUAACCCCCUAUAUACAUUCUCCAAUAUAUCUACGAUUAAUUAUUAUUAUUCAUAUUUUCUCUGAUUAUCUAAUUAGCAACUAAGCACUAAUUGUAUUUUACGCUCUAGCUCCUAAGUAUAAAUCUCCCCCGAGAGAAGCAGAAAACUUCUUUAAGAAGUUGUACGAAAAUGAAAAUUCAAAAAAAAAAA
Messenger RNA from Drosophila hydei, 4262 nucleotides. It is a transcript of the gene mub, whose product is annotated as poly(rC)-binding protein 3. Bases 1360 to 3183 code for a protein of 607 amino acids. Gene Ontology annotation, cellular component: nucleus; cytoplasm. The record is from RefSeq and is a predicted model, not a curated record. Gene Ontology annotation, biological process: regulation of gene expression; regulation of RNA metabolic process. Lineage: Eukaryota; Metazoa; Arthropoda; Insecta; Diptera; Drosophilidae. The transcript is spliced from 12 exons. Gene Ontology annotation, molecular function: mRNA binding.